Messenger RNA from Amaranthus tricolor (Joseph's coat), 864 nucleotides. RefSeq lists its product as uncharacterized. The record is from RefSeq and is a predicted model, not a curated record. The transcript has 3 exons. Bases 1 to 864 code for a protein of 287 amino acids. NCBI's taxonomy places the organism in Eukaryota, Viridiplantae, Streptophyta, Magnoliopsida, Caryophyllales, Amaranthaceae. Gene Ontology annotation, molecular function: nucleic acid binding.
AUGGAUUUCAUGGGACCAUUCCCAUCCUUCUAUGGGAAUAAGUAUAUCUUACUGGCAGUUGUUUAUGUGUUAAAAUGGGUAGAGGCUAUUGCAUCUCUUACCAAUGAUGCGCACAUGGUUACCAAGUUCUUCAAGAAACACAUUUUUCCGCGAUUUGGCACACCGAGGGUAUUAAUUAGUGCUGGAGGACAACAUUUUUUGGAAAAGAGAUUCGAAGGUGUAUUAAAGAAAUAUGGGGUUUAUCAAAGAUUGGUCUUGGCUAUCAUCCGCAAAGUAGUGGCCAAGCUGAAAUCAGCAACUGAGAGAUCAAGAGCAUUUUGGAGAAGACGGUUGCAAGGUCAAGAAGAGAUUAGGCGAAUAAGUUGGAUGACUCUCUUUGGGCCUACAGACAAGCAUUCAAAACCCCUAUUGGAACCACACCAUACAACCCUUAAUUAUGAUCUACUGCGUGCUAGUGAAAAGAGGUUAUUUGAUAUCAACGAACUUGAUGAAAUACGUUUGGAUGCAUAUGAGAGUUCAAGGCUAUACAAGGAAAAGACCAAGCGAUGGCAUGACAAGGCUCUUAUGAGAAGGAGCUUUGAAGUUGGACAAUUGGUGUUACUAUUCAACACCCGUUUAAAGUUAUUUCCAGGGAAACUAAAGUCACAUUGGACGGGUCCAUUCAAGAUCACGAGGGUAUUCUCCUAUGGUUCCACUGAGCUGUCGAAUGCGAAAGGAGAAACAUUCAAGGUGAAUGGUCAAGGAAAUUCAUCAACCAAAACAAGCUAUGGCACCAAGGAGGCAAAGGAGGAGAGAAAGGACUCCAUCACCACAAAGAAUGAAGAUCAACGAGAUAAGUUUCAAAUCUCAAAGAUAGGCCUAUGA